Pecten maximus is the source of this 2967-nucleotide messenger RNA. Its product is annotated as laccase-like. The transcript is spliced from 3 exons. Gene Ontology annotation, cellular component: plasma membrane. The record is from RefSeq and is a predicted model, not a curated record. Lineage: Eukaryota; Metazoa; Mollusca; Bivalvia; Pectinida; Pectinidae. Bases 76 to 2151 code for a protein of 691 amino acids. Gene Ontology annotation, molecular function: copper ion binding; oxidoreductase activity. Gene Ontology annotation, biological process: iron ion transport.
GGAGUUCCAAACACUGUAAAUGAUUAGAGCGGCCUGUUUACCUGGGUGAUAAGCUGUAUCCAGUAAACGUUCAACAUGGAAUGUCACAGAGUAUAUUUCAUCCUUUUUGCGAUGUCUUCCCUGUGUAUUUGUAUUGUUGUAAGCUUCGAAUGUGACAUGAACGCGGAGGUUUGUGAAACAAGCCUUGUUGUUGAUAACCAGCUAACUAUGACCUCCUUAACCUCAGGGGGAAAUGUCUGCGCAAAAGGUGGAAAACUAUACAGUAAUUGUGAUGAUAGGAACGAGGAAAUCCCUAUGAGCGAAGUCAUAACCGCUGAUGGAUGGGAAGAGAAAAAAGUUGUAGUCGUCGCUAACUUGAGCCUCUCCAACAACCCCAUCAUUGUAUACAAAGACCAGAGAUUGAUAAUUAAGGUGAUCAACAAUUUGUAUUCUGAUACAGUUACAAUACACUGGCAUGGUCUUCUACAGGAGAAUACCCCUUGGAUGGACGGGGUCGGACUUAUCACACAAUGUCCGAUAUUACAGGGUCAGUCCUUUACGUAUGACUUCAUUGCCAAUCCUGCUGGAACAUACUGGUAUCAUUCACAUGUUGGCAUGCAGAGAGUGAUGGGCCUGAACGGACCCCUAAUUAUCAGGGAACGCCAUGAGGAUACAAUUGAGGAACAUAUUAUGACUGUUCAGGGAUGGAAUCAUGACUGGGGUGCUGAUCAUGAUUUUUUGGCCCAUUUCAAUCUGACUUCAGUUCUUAUAAACGGCAGAGGAAGAUACUACACAAAUACUUCAACAAAUGAUCACAACGAAGCGCCAUUAGAAACGUUUUCAGUUGAACAAGGGAAGCAAUACAGAUUCAGAGUGAUCAACGUGGGAAGUGGGCAUACGUUUAGGGUAUCAGUGGACAAUCAUGAUAUCAAACUCAUAGCCUCUGAUGGAAGAGACUUCAUUCCAGUUGAUGCGGAGUCAUUUAUUUUUAGUCCAGGAGAACGGUUUGAUUUUAUUUUAACCGCGAAUCAGUCUGUUGACAAUUACUGGAUUCGUGCUGUUACUAUAGGUCCAAAUAAUUUUCGUAUAGGUGAGGCAAUUUUGCGGUAUAAAAAUGCGCCAUUGGUUGAACCCGUUACCUCAAGGAAAGACUGCACACUGUCUUCUAAAUGCUUUGUCGUUAACUGCCCCUUUUCGUAUUUUCCCGAGAAGGAUUACAUAACCUGUAACCGUUUUGCUGACAUGCGAAGACAAGGAAAUGAUCCUGCACCGUCCCCUAAUGGAACUGAUUCUGUGUUUAAGGAAUAUUUUCUGAAUUUUGGAUUUCCUGGGAGAAAUAGUACCCCAGCUUCAGUGAAUGGAAUUCAGUUCGUACUUCCUAGUGUAUCAGCUCUGACGCAGCCCCAAGAAAUUGACGUUACUUGUGAAAAUGCUGGAUGUGGAGAAAAUAAACUUUGUAAGUGCAUGCAUUCAAUAUCAAUCAAUGAAAACGAAAUCGUCCAGCUUGUUUUACUAAAUAUGGGUAUAGGAAGAAGAGGAGCGCACCCUAUACAUCUCCAUGGUUAUUCGUACUACGUUGUCAAGAUGGGAUAUGCAACCUAUAACAAUGUGACAGGUGAAUUCAUCUCACAAAACGAGGACAUUAACUGUCGUGGUGUUGGUGGCCCAAACCAAAGCUUCUGUAAUAAGGCUACGUGGAGCGAUCCAAGCUGGCUAGGAGGUAAUGUACCGGGUAUGGAGCUUCAACAUGCACCGCGGAAGGAUACACUUUUGAUCCCUAGCGGAUCAUAUGCGGUGAUACGAAUAAAGGCCGGUAACUGGGGCGUGUGGCUGAUGCAUUGUCACAUAGCUACUCACUUUCAGGAUGGCAUGGGGUUAGUUUUAAAUGAUUCCUUCGCGUUGCAAUCGAAGUCAUCUCCGCCAAUCGGGUUUCCUCAGUGCAGGAGUUUUCCAUCGGCGUAUGAAACGAGGAAGGAUGGUGAAAUGGAAGCAAUGGAAGAUACUGACCAGGCAUCUGAAAACGACGUGUACAAAGUGGCCUUCUGGGUGAUGUUACCUGUGAUGAUGGUGUUGCUUCUGCUCACGGUUGCCUACAUCGUAUAUCUUCGCAAACAAAACCUGACAAUCAUACAGGGAUCGGCUGCUGGAACGGAAAUGACAGCCAGGUCAUAAAUCAUUUUCCAUCAUUGCGUACAUUUUGUUUUUAAAGAAUAGUCAUUUCAAGAAUUGUCUGAAGCACUUCUAACUGUCACUGACACUCAAACUAUUUGUGUGUUAACAGACGUACGUUUUGACAAAUGAAUACUUGUAAAACCAUAUAGAAUGAUAGGGUUUGUUACCAAAAUACCAGAUUCACGACUAAAUUUCGACUGAAUGUUCCUUCCUGUAAUUGUUUUAGAAGGGUGUUCAAGCGAAAUUCAUUGUACCACGCUGGAAGUAUGACAGCAAGGGGUUUUGCAGGUGUUUAUUUUGGUGACAUUCCAGAUAUAUAACAUCAGUCACGUUUGUGGUAAUAGUUUAAGGCUUUUUUUUAUAUUUGUCUAAACCUUUCUGGUGAUCUAAUGUCUGUAACACUACUAGAAACAUUCCUUUAGAUAUAUUAAAAUGCAUGUCAUUCUAGAUGAAUUUCCAGGGGGUCAGUAAACACAUUAUAAAUAUAUUUUCUUCGCGAUAAAUACGUAAAACAUGUUUUCUUCAUAUUUCAAUAUUAGUAUAAAAUCACCUUAAAUCAUCAUUUUUGGCGUCAAAUGUACAUGUGCAUGUAACUACUUUCGUAAGGAUGCUGAAUACUGCCACAUCUAAGUGUAGAUGACUGUAGAUAAUGUAUCGCAAUUAAUUCGGAAUUUUGUUGAAACAUUUUCUCUAUGUACUUGGUUUCGUAGAUAAAUAAUACCACGAAAUAUACUAACAUAACAAUAUGGUUUGAAACUUAAUAAGUUUUUCAGAUCGUUGACAUUUUUUCUUAUUCAUUUAGAUUACUCACACCAA